This is a messenger RNA of Capsicum annuum, 2682 nucleotides long. Its product is annotated as myosin-9. The record is from RefSeq and is a predicted model, not a curated record. The transcript is spliced from 3 exons. Lineage: Eukaryota; Viridiplantae; Streptophyta; Magnoliopsida; Solanales; Solanaceae. Bases 146 to 2278 code for a protein of 710 amino acids.
UUGUGCCGAAUGGCGACACAUAAGAUGUAAAAGAGGAGUAGUAUUAUUAUUAUCUGAAGGAAAAGUAAUAGUGCGAUUGGUAUGAUCCAUUAUAUGAGAUUUGUAAGAGUAUUUGAUAGAAAGAAAGAAACUCCGGCGGCCUUGAAUGACUGAGGAGGACUGUAUGGAGAAAGAGGAAAUGGAUUCGCUGUUUGAGGGAAUGGUUCUCUUCAAUGCUGAUGCUGGUGCUGGCGAUGGUGACGGUAACGGUGAUGUUGAUGUUGAUCGCGGUGCUGGUGAUGCAUCAGCUCCUUCCCCAUCCCCAUCUAUACCUCUUGAUGAGAAUCUUUUCUCGGAUCUAACUCUCACCACUCCUCAAGAUGAACCUCCAUCUCAUCUGCCCUUGCGCCAGAAUUCCACUAGGAGAAGAAAAAAAACUGCUUUAAGGAUAGGAUAUGGCAGAGAUAGAGAUUAUGCUGCUGCUGACGACGACGAUGACGACGAUCCGCCACAAUCUCACCCCCAUACCCACCUCAACCAACAAAAACUUGAACCUGAAGAGGACUCGAGAGACGGAAAAAACAACAACUCUCGAGAUAAUUUGUCUUCCCAUACUCCUCCUAUUUCGUCUAACGAAAUCCCAGUAGAGUUGAAAUUCGAUCGAAUCAGGGCCACCAUUGCAGACAAGCUUAAGUUGGCCCAGGAGGCUGUAAUCUCCGUCUCUGCACUGCGCAAACAAUCUAUCCGUAGCAGAAGAAAAGCUCUCGAAGAAUUCAAUGGGGCGUCUACCCGCCAUACCGAGUUGGAGAAGAAGCUGGAUGAAGCUUGUGAAGCUGAGGAUUUUGAGACCGCUGAAAGGCUCAGUGAAAAUCUUGCUUCCGCAGACAAGGAAAAACAACACUUGCUCACCCAACUCAGAGAUGUCGAGACAUACAGUGAUACCAUUGCCAUUAAGAUGCAGGAGGCUCUUGACUCCCUUAUUCAAGUCGAGGAGGAAUCUGUUUAUUUGCUACGAAGAUUUUCAGAGGAAGCUGCAAGUUAUGCAGAUUCAGUCCUGAUGAAUGCAGAAGCAAUAUUGUCAAAAGACAGUGUUGAGUGGAGUUCAUCAGUUGAAGCCAUAGAAGUCAGCAAAUUUGAAUUAGAAAUUCAAUCCCAACUAGUUCAAGAUGCUAAACAUGUUUUGAAUGAAUCAAUUGAUCACUCAGUGGAGGAUGACCGGAGGGAAGUAAAUGUUCUUUGCAAGAGAAAAGAAGUAUUGGCUGAGGAACUGAGGAAACUGCUUGCCUUAGUGAAAGAGAAGGAAGCAGAAAUAGCAGAAAAUGAUGCUCUCAUUCAAAAAGUUGAAUAUAGUAUAGAUGGGGUUGUCUCUUGCUUUAAAGAGGUUCAAGCAAGUAUAUACAAUAAUUAUGAUAAAUUGCAGUCACACCUUUCUGAGCUGACGGCCGAGAAUGAAGUUUUACUGAAAAAAAAGAAAGAUAUUGAUAGUUACCAUGCUCAACAAGAAUCCAGAGGAGAAAAGAUUAAGAAUAUUUCCAGGAUUUCUGCAGAUGAAGCAAACAUGUAUGAAGAAGUUGUUGGUCUUAGAAAAAGUCUGGCUAUGUUCAUCUUGAAAUCUAAGGCCUAUAGAGUGAACCUUGCCAAAAGUGAAGAAAGGAUUUCAGAGGAGGUGCAAAUUCUCAAGCAGGAAAUUUUUGCUGCAAGAUCUUCGCUUCAGGAGUUAUCUUCAACUAAGUCUAGCAUCCAGCAGGAAGUUGAAUCCCGUAAGCACCGUCUUCUUUUCAUUGACAGAAGAAUUCCGGGAUUGGAGGCAGAGAAGAAGGUUGCAGCUGCUACAAGAAAUUUUAAAGAAGCAGCACGAUUAGCUGCAGAGGCUAAAGCCUUGUGCAUUGAAAAGGAAGAAAUACAGAGGAAAAUGGACAGUACUGAUUCAGAGCUUAGGAAGCUUGAGGAAGAAAUAUGCCAGACGAUUGAUAGGAUGCAAGAAACUGAAGUGCAGGUUUCAUCAAAGGAAAAAGAGUUGGCUAUGGCUAGAUUCCAGAGGCUAAUUUUAAUUGCAAGAGCGGCUAGAGCUGAGAGAUCAGCUGCUUUGGAGUUGGGUGACCAUGAAGAAGCUGAAGCUUUAAUGGCAGAGGCUGAUGCUGCUGAGGUUGAAGCAAGAAAACUUCAACCAAUUUACAAUUUCAAUGAAGAAGAGAUUGAGAAUUUACCGGAACUUUUCAUAUCAUCUGAGCUUGUAUCUACGCUCGGUCACAAGCAAUUGGCGGAGUUGGCUGCUUCUGCAAACAUAGUGGCAUCAUGAAAUUUAUGCAAACUUAAUUAGUGAGAGAGACUUUUGGCUUGGGUUUUACUGACAGGUUUUCCAGACAUAAAUAAAGCAUUUGCGAGGAACUUAUUGGUGAUAGCGAUUUUUCUCAAGAGCACAAGGGACAAAAAUGGCCUUCUUGGAGAGGGCACAACGCUAGUGAUUAUAGGGCGUUCGACUCCUUUGCAAUAUCUUGCUGAGGCGGACACUGCCUGGCUUGCAAACAGAUAUGAUGAGAUGUGAAUUGUUGAAUCUGUGCAGACUAUGGAAAGUUGGAAUUGGUUUGAGCAAACGUUUUUUCCCUUCUUGAUAGUAAGUAGUGUUGUAUGAUUCGUUGAGACAAGCAAGUAUUGUAUGAUUCCUUGAGACGAGCAACCAUUAUGACAUUUCAUUUUGUUUAA